AUGAUGAUGGAGGCGACACUUUCUUCUUCCCAGCUGGUGUCACCCACCUUCACCGCUGCCACCAAGCAGUCCAGCCCUGCUUCAUCCUACUCGAGCAUCAAGUCUCGGCUGAGCAAGAGCAGAAGCAGCCGCACCCCUUCGACCCCGCCUGCCAGCGACAGUCCCAAGCCAGCCACCUCAAGCUCUCUUUCAGUCAUCAAUCGAAUUGCGGCGACGAUGCGCCCCCGAGCCUACUCGGAUUCAACUGCUAUGCGCAAGCGCCACAACCAAGACAAGCAGCAGCAACAACAGAGCCAAGACCAAUUGCAGAGCCAGGCCCUGUCCCAAAAGCUUAGCAGCCUCCCACGCACCUCCUCCUUGCGCGAGAGCAUGCCCCGGACCGCCUCCAAAGGCCCCGUCAAACGCCUCACCAAACGCGUCACCUCCCUCUUCACCCGCUCCAACUCAUCCUCGGCGCUCCCCCAAAUGGAACAAUCCAGCGAGCUGCGCUGCCAAGCCCACCGGUCCGAGAGCAACCCCAGCCUCAUCAACAACUGCGCCAUUUGCAAGGCCAUCGUGGUCGACAGUCUCUGUGCCAGCGCCGAAGCCAUGUCCAGCUCCGACCAAAACACCCCCCGCUCAGCCCCCAAAUUCAUGUCCUCCCUCCGCCGCGGCAACAACCCCUUCCGACGCCACCGCCGCCUCUCCGCUAAUCUCGUGGCCCAGAGUGUCCAGCUUGAAGCCCGCCUCGACACUCGCCCCUCCCCAGAAGCCGCUGCCUCCUCGGUUGGAUUUGUUCAAACCAGUGAUGCUCAACCAGCCCGCAAGCGUCGCGACUCCCUUGAAGUCCUUCGUGAACGCCGUGCCCGUCUUCAAGACAAGAUUGAUGCCGAUCCUCAAGACCACAAGCUCGACAUUCGCAUUGCCCUGCGCCGUAAGCUUUCUUUGCGUUCAGAUUCAGAGGCGCUCACUCAGCGCAACAUUCUUCAUGCCGAAUCAAACUCUGAGCGUGCCCAGCGCCGUAGUGAGAUCGAGGAAAGCUUGACGGAGCAGUUGAGCCGCCGUGCUUCGGUCGAUUUGCUCAAGGCAAACCGCAUCCUCCACUUUGAGGCAUACACCGACGUCUCCUUGACCUGGGGCUGCGAUCUGUAUGAUCGCAAGUCUGAUAAGCCCUGGACUCGUCUCACGGGCCAAGACAAGAUUCGCAUUCGCGCCGAGCUCAACGACUACAAGCUCACCGAGAUGAUGGUGCACCCUGACAGCGCCCACAUGACGCGGUUCCACUAA
Monosiga brevicollis MX1 is the source of this 1266-nucleotide messenger RNA. RefSeq lists its product as uncharacterized. The record is from RefSeq and is a predicted model, not a curated record. Bases 1 to 1266 code for a protein of 421 amino acids. The transcript is spliced from 5 exons. Lineage: Eukaryota; Choanoflagellata; Craspedida; Salpingoecidae. Gene Ontology annotation, molecular function: actin binding. Gene Ontology annotation, biological process: actin cytoskeleton organization.